Messenger RNA from Mycena citricolor, 2239 nucleotides. NCBI's taxonomy places the organism in Eukaryota, Fungi, Basidiomycota, Agaricomycetes, Agaricales, Mycenaceae. The record is from the annotation of a GenBank genome assembly.
GCGCGAGCAUCGGCGAGCCGUUUCAUCUCGCCAGCUAUGGCAUAACUCAGCGCUUGAAGAAAUCGAAGAGCCUUCGUAACAAUGCACCCAACGUUUCCGUGUCGCACGAAAAGUUCGCCUCCGGAAGCUCAGACGGAUACGUUACAGUGACCGCGCAGGGAGAUGGCGUGCACAUUCUGGAUCUUGGGACCCUUCACUCCGUCGCAUCGCAUUCUCUUGGUCCCUCGACCAGUUUUUCCUGCCCCUCCAUCUCUAUCGCAGUAGUUGAAGGCGAGGAGAAGUAUUGCGCGACUUAUUCCGGGAUCUCCUCCGGUUCAGACGUCCCAUUUGAAAAGUCAUCCCGGACGAUUUGGUCCUGGCGUGCCAACCUCUCGAAUCCUCUAUCUGAGAGAGCCUCUGAGAAGAGGCAGGCAUUCAUAUCACACGACAUCUCCCAAAUGUACACACUACCUGGAGCUCCGCCACGCAUCCUAGCGUUGUCCCCAGCCGGUCACGCUACCGUCCUUGACACCGAGCUCAAUAUCCCAAAUUCCAUUUCGCCCUCGACGGAAGUCCAAAUUCUGCGCUCAUUCCCAUUCUAUGAUAAAGACGCGAGUCUCCUACGCGGCCUGUCUAUCAGUACAGUUAUCGUUCUUCUGGAGCAGUCGGACGCCGGGAUGGCUGUUCGAGUUUUGUCUGUUUCGGAGGCCGGAAAACUCAAUGAUCUAGGGGAUACUCCCAUUUCUAUACCAUCCUCAAUGAUGAAUAGGACAUCCUGGAUGCUUCUUGUAGCUCUUCAGGAUAUCUGAGCAUCAUAGUACAGGAUGGCUCCUGGUACUCCUUUCGAAUUGAAAUACAGUCAUCUGGCCCGCAAAUAAUCCCUAUAACGCGACCAAUGCGCCUAAAAUCUCUGUCAUUUGUCGAUACAGCCGUCAAGGGAUCCUUGGACGGCGAAAUCUCCAUCAUUGCUCUGAACACUUCCCUCGUGCUCCUUGCUGCAAUUACGACAUCGCCGUCUCGCAAUGUAGUCCUCAUGCUAUGGGAUCUACAAUUCUCCGUCCUCCUGUCAUCACAAGUGUUGUCGAUCCCUUCGGCACUUUCCACGCUUCCCAAACUAUACAUCUCGCUGCGACCAACUCAAAUGUCAUCCCACGCUAUUCUCGUGGUUUCACCACCCCCAUCUGCCGAAGUCUCGAAAUCGGCGCGCAGCACGAUCUAUGCCAUCCCACUCGUUGUGCCUAAAAUGUCCACGAUCAGUAUGGCUAUGGGGCGUGCCUCGGCGGGUUCUCAGUGGACAGUUCAAGACAACGAGGACGAGGAGCCGACGUCAGGAAAGGGUAAAAUACUCCAGCAAGUUCGUGAAUCCCUGUCCAAGAACGAUAUCAAAGCAGCAGAGCAAGCAUUCUUUGACUGGGAGGCAGCUCAGACAAAAACUCAAGAGUCCACAGUGGAAUUUGGCCAUACACUAGUACGCGAUCUUUUGCUGGUAGCUCUCCAGCCCACGAAGGCAAAUUCCGCCUACCCGUCGCGCAUUGUUCAUUCUCUGUUGCGCCAGCGAGUUGUCAGUGCCGGGAUGAUCGAAGAAGCGCAGAUUCUAUCAUUUGGUUUACCUUCCAUGCAGGCUGCCAUGAUUCUCUGUAUGGACCACGUCACCGACCUCGAGGAGUCCGACUUGGUGUCAACGCUCCAAUCUGUGACGGAAUCCUCUCGCCAAUCGCAGGGCUCAGAUGCAAUGCAAGUGGACUCCGCGACGCCUUCGCUCUCCGCUUUUUUGCGCUCCUGCGUGACUUACAGAUGCUCCCCUGCCGCACUGCGCACAGCCCUCAAUCGGCACCUGAAGCAGCCCGAUGACGUGGUCCUACUUUUGGAGACAUUGGACGGGUGGCUCGGGAGUCGGAAAGGCGCCGAAGUUGUUGCCCUCCCGUCUCGCAAGUCUGUGCGCAAGAACGAAGAUGGGGUGUCUGUCCUCCAGCAGGGCGCAAAAGACCUCGAGCUUCCAUUGCCGAAAAUCCUUUCCUUCGCGCAGACCCUUAUCGACGCGACGUUCUUGACCCUGCUCCAACACACUGCUGCUCAUGCAAUCCUGCGCCGGCUACUUGCCCAUAUUGAGCCUGAGAUCAGCUUGACCGAACAGGUCGAUAGUCUUCGUGGACCUCUGGGUGUCUUUGCUCAAGCCCAGGCCAAGGCGCGGCGGCGUGCUGCCUUCGAUCGCGCCGAAAUGGCCGUCGGUAUAUACCAAGUCGAGGAGAUUGUCUUAUGA